Hyaena hyaena (striped hyena) is the source of this 490-nucleotide messenger RNA. It is a transcript of the gene S100P, whose product is annotated as S100 calcium binding protein P. Gene Ontology annotation, molecular function: transition metal ion binding; calcium ion binding. Gene Ontology annotation, biological process: endothelial cell migration. The record is from RefSeq and is a predicted model, not a curated record. Gene Ontology annotation, cellular component: extracellular exosome; cytoplasm. The coding region runs from base 72 to 359 and encodes 95 amino acids. The transcript is spliced from 2 exons. Lineage: Eukaryota; Metazoa; Chordata; Mammalia; Carnivora; Hyaenidae.
AAGCCGCCGGCGGGACAUUUCCUGGGCCAAGCCAGCUCCCGCAGGCAGGAAGGUGGGCGGCAUCCAGCACCAUGACGGAACUGGAGACGGCCAUGGGCAUGAUCAUUGACGUGUUCGCCCGCUACGCGGGGGCCGAGGGCAACAAGCAGAGCCUGACCAAGGGGGAGCUGAAGGUGCUCAUGGAGAAGGAACUCCCGGGCUUCCUGCAGAAUAAAAGGGACAGGGACGCCGUGAACAAACUGCUCAAAGACCUGGACGCCAACGGGGACUCCGAGGUGGACUUCAACGAGUUCAUCGUGUUUGUGGCCGCCCUCACAGCCGCCUGCCACAAGUACUUUGAGCAGGCGGGGAUCCACUGACGCCCUGCAGACCCUGAUCCCUGGAGGGGGCUGGGGGGGGGGGGCUGGGGUACCGCCCCCAGCUUCCAGAUCCCUGGGGGUGAUUGCUUCCCUGGAUCACCCUCUGAUCAGUAAAAUGCUUGUGACACGCA